This is a messenger RNA of Zymoseptoria tritici IPO323, 837 nucleotides long. RefSeq lists its product as uncharacterized. The record is from RefSeq and is a predicted model, not a curated record. The transcript has a single exon. The coding region runs from base 84 to 650 and encodes 188 amino acids. Lineage: Eukaryota; Fungi; Ascomycota; Dothideomycetes; Mycosphaerellales; Mycosphaerellaceae.
CAAUCUCACAUCGCACUCCUUCCAACUCGAUUUCGGGCGAUGCCGCGAGGCCAAGUAGCCAACAGUGGACGCCGCCAUCGAAGAUGUGGACUGGCCCGCCACCGGCCGCGGACGCAGCAUACCGCCAACAAGCACAAUCCCAGCCAGCUUCCCAGCGCUACGUGCAGGUUUCUCACCAGACUCCGCAGGAGUUCCAGCGACAGAUCCAAGGUCUUCCGAGCACGGCGAGUCGUGAAGGCGCCCAUGCGAGAAUGCUCCGAGAGCAGGGCUACCAGGCAUAUUCUCCUUCCACCGGCUUUCCACGAAACAGCUUUGGCCAGACGUACGACACUGCAAAGAUGUGGCACAGCCCGCAGGCGCCGACACCAAGUCCACUGUCGGAUCCCAACACUCCGGGCUACGCACAUUCUCGUGGUCAGACGCCGAACAACAUGACGCACUGGAAUGCGAUGGCUCGACCAGACAUGUCAUACAUGGUCACUCAGCGAGCUCCGCAGCAGCAUUACCAACCGCAACAGUACCAGCAACAGCCCCCGCCACCGCAGCAGCAAUACCAACAGCAGCUGCCACAGCAACAACAGGCGCCCGGUGCUGGGUACGGUCCGAUGUUGCCUCAGAUGGGAGGGCACGAGACGUGGAGGUACAACUAGGAGGCAGUAUAGAUUACGCCUCGUGCGGGAGCAUUUCGAUGGUGAUGAAUAAGGAGGAGGAUGCAGGGCAGCAGCAAUUGACAACAUCAUGCAGUCACGAAGAAGGGACCAUGCGAUUAGUGAAUACCUUAGGCUUGGAUGAUAUUGUAGAAUACAGAGUUUUGCAAUGGCACGAUCGCUCCGCUCU